GCUUUCCCUGCUGCAUUCGCGAAGGCUUCAUCCGGUGACAGUACUCUUUCACCUGGACGCACAGAUGAAGGAGGUACAAGUAGUAGCGCAAGGCAUCAAUGCAGUGCUGCUCGUGCCAGUGACUCGAAGGCCAAUGGUGGAAGCAAUUUUUUUUCACCAUCAGCAUCGCAUAAACCAAAAGACGAUAGAAGCGCUGGCUUGUUAGGCGCGAGAACGUCCUCUGGUGUCCUGAACAGAACCAGUUCGUCGGCAUCAAGCUCUUCCUCUACUCGUACACCAGAUCAAUCGAAGUGGUCCCGCACUAGGAGGAAACCAGCUGCGUCGAUAGUGUCCGAAAACUCCUCUUAUGGAUUAAGGCCUGGUCUAUUCCACGAUCGUGCAGGCAGACCCUUUGGAGACGCAGAAAAACAAUCACUCUUUCAAGACACUCAUCGACUAGCGAUGCGCGUCAUGCUAGAACACCGCCUCGCCGAAAAUAGUCGCAAAGAGGCGGCAACAGCGGAUUUAUGAAGAAAAAAACUGCAUUCGCUUUCAAAAAAUGCUUUAUUCUUUUUAAGUAGGUUUUAACUAGCUAGUGAAGGUUAAAAUGGAUUAAAAUUAGCUAGGCAAGAAGAUUCCGGCUGCUAUGAUCGCACACGAAAGGGGGAUCUUAUGAAUCUGCGGGACAAUGGUCAUGGACGAGUCCGGCCCCACCUGGGGCCGAGAGAUCGAUAACUGGCGGAACGGGAUAUGAGGCCUCUUGCGGAUGCGUUGGCCGCCGCCGGGAUCCUCUUGCACUAUUUUAACUAGCUAGUGAAAUAUCCUAGUAAACUAGCUAUUUCAAUGGUGAAAUGAGAUUUUUUUAUUAAUUGAAAGCGAAUGCCGUUUUUCCUGUCAUAGGAUUGUAAGCGAGAUUAUUUGAAGUGUAUAGCAGCUUGGAAGGCACGAAGAGCAAAGCUUCGGUGCUACGACGAAGUGGACGCACAGCGAGCGCAGAAAGAAAAAGCCAGAAGAUGCCGUGAGAAGGCCAGUCUUGCCCGCGAUGUCACGACCAAAACUGCUGGUGGUCCAGGAUCAAACAAGUCCUCGAAUCUGCGUCAGCAAAGCUCAGCCCCGCAAGACAGCCGAAAAAACUUUGACUCCGUGAGACUCUACAACGGCUUUUCCUCACCACGUCCUGAGAGUUUGGGCUCGUCUCCCGCAGUCUCUAUAGGAGGCCCGACAAAACUCGACGGCGGGCUUCAGCCGCAACGCAUCCUCAAGGGAGCCGAACAGAGAAGUCGUGCUGGUAUUCUAGUCACGAAAAACACAUCGACAAGUAGCAGUACGCGACCUGCAAAUCAGAAUGGCGCGUCGUCUGCAAAAAAUUUGACAGCGUCGGGAGGAAAGGACUUUUCGCCAGAACGCGACGCUCAUGCACAGCCAAGGUCUUGGAUUAAUUGUACACCACCGAGUGACGCGCUCGGCCACCAUUCAGUAAGUCCAGAAGAAAACAGAGCUAGAGCAGGUAGAAACGACCUACACUCCAAGACUGCGCCAGCGAAAAAUCGUGCAAGAAACAGUGCUGGCACCCUGCAAAGCAGUGCCGGUAGUUCGUUUUCUUCGGGCACAAAACGCAGCGCCGGCUCCGGGUCCCCGUCUUGCGAUACUCAGGAUCUCCAAGCUUCUUCCCCUGACCUGCUGCAUCGACUUUCCCUGAGACAUUUCAUACUCUACGGCUUGGUACACAAUUUUCUGAGGCGAAUACGGGAGUAUCCUUUGGUGCGUCUCCGCUCUCCUUCUGAAGUCGCAGAAGCUCGCAAAGACAAGUUCUACGACACCGCAAACGAAAUUGUCGACCUCGAAGAAUUCAUCCGCUAUUGUGAUGGCACACUUCAUCUCGAGCGUGUCGCCCUUCUCGUACACCGUAAUGUCGAAGUCCUACGCCAUCUUCUCACCGUCGUGCUACCGAAGGAUCCACGAGUGCGGAAAAUCUCUUUCAUUCGACGAUAAAUGGCGAAUAUGAGUGGCAAUGUUCAAGUUCAACUAGCAAUUAUAUUAAAUACAUAAAUUGAAAAAACGAAUCUGUCUCUGUCAGCAUGCUGUUCUUGAUGAACGCUUCCCAACACAACAUCUACACUUACCACAACCAAGCUCUCUGUCCGCGCAAAUCUAUGUCAUUUAAGGUACGGGUACUAAGAUCAUAAUUGAUGUUCUGCCAUCUAAUGUCAUUUUAUUAAAUCACGAGCAAGAACCACUGUCACAUAUGUCUCGGCUAUGGAUAAGCACAACAGAAAAAUCAGGAAGCCAGGACCUACGCUAACAUGAUGCUCUGCGGUCGUGCGAGCUGGAAAAAUGAUUCCUAG
Messenger RNA from Amoebophrya sp. A25, 2324 nucleotides. The record is from the annotation of a GenBank genome assembly. Lineage: Eukaryota; Dinophyceae; Syndiniales; Amoebophryaceae.